UCCGCGCACAGGGGCCUCUGGGGAGUGGCGGGCACCCAGAGGAAGCGGGCGGCAUGGGCCAGGGGCCCCGAGGCACGCGCCGCUCGCCAGGCUGCGGGUUGCAGCGGCUGCUGCGGCUCCUGUUGCUGCUCAGCCUGGCCCGCGGCGCCGGCGGAGAGCCGGGCACGGAUGACGUCUGUGCCACUUGCCAUGAACACGCCACGUGCCAGCAGAAGGAGGGGAAGAGGAUCUGUAUUUGCAACUAUGGGUUUUGGGGCAACGGGAGGACUCGCUGCGUUGACAAAGAUGAAUGCCAGUUUGGAGCCACCGUGAUCUGUGGGAACCACACGUCCUGCCACAACACGCCUGGAGGGUUCUACUGCGUUUGCCACACAGGCUAUCGGGCCACAAACAACAAGAAGAUGUUCAUUCCCAACGAUGGCACUUUCUGUGCAGACGUCGAUGAGUGUGAAGAUUCUGGCCUGUGCAGACGUGGAGGUCGGUGUAUCAAUACUCCUGGGAGCUUUGAAUGCUACUGCAUGGAAGGGUAUGUGGCAAAGAACGGGUCUGAGCCUUUCCACCCACUCGCGGAUGCCACAUCGUGCACAGAAAUAGACUGUGGCAUCCCUCCCGAAGUUCCUGGGGCCUACAUCGUGGGAAGCUACAGCUCCACACUGGGUGGCCAGGCCCAUUACAGCUGCAAAGAAGGGUUUCUCAGCGUCUCGGGAGAUAGAGUUUCACGAUGCACAGCCCUGGGCGCGUGGGAACCUCCAGAGUUACUCUGCCAAGAGAUCAGCUGUGGCAGUCCCCCGGAAGUUCAGAAUGCCAUCUUGGUGGGGAAUCACAGCUCCAGCCAGGGGAGUGUGGCUCACUAUGACUGCGAGGAGGGCUUUGAGAGUCCUGGAGGAAAGAUCACUUCUGUUUGCACAGAGAGCGGCUCCUGGAGUGAGAUCACGCAUGCAUGUGCAGAAAUAGCGAUGGUAAUUCACGAUGUGUGGGUGUUUAAUGACACCUGUGUGAGAUGGCAAAGAAGCCCAGAGAGAGUGAAUUCCAAGGUCACGUACUUGAUACGCACUGAAAGACAGCAGCCAGAUGCUGUGGAAUCGGUUUAUGAGGAGACAAUCAAUGUGACCACAGACAGCAGGACCCCAGGAGUGUGCCUGCACCUCCAACAAGGAGCCAAUUACACCGUGAGCAUUUCCGCAGCCCCUCCCAGGCGCUCUGUGCCCGCCAGCCUUAGCUUCCAGACCGCUGAAGAUGGUCUCUUGGAAGAUGAUGGAAUUUUCAAUAUUUCAGUAUUUAAUGAAACUUGUUUGAAGUUGAACAGGCGUUCUAGGCAAGCUGGAUCAGAACAAACGUACCAAGUGGAAGCUUUGGGCCGGAGGUGGUAUCUAGAGAACUUCUACCAUGCUGUUUCCUAUAACUUCACGACAAGAGACCAAGCUCCUAAAGUGUGUUUAGAUCUGUUGCCCGCUACUGAUUACACGAUAAACAUCACCCUUCUGAGACCCACCGAGCUGCGCUCCGCACAAGUAACAGUAACAACCUCGGCGACAGAGCCCCCCCUUCCAGAAGUAGACUUUUUCACUGUGCGUACAAAGCUUCUACCACGCUUCAGGCUGCGGAAAGCCAAGGAGAUAAAUGGACCUAUCAGUUCAUAUCAGGUGUUGGUCCUCCCCCUGUCCUUGCAAAGCACGUUUUCUUGUGAUUCUGAAGGCAUCACUUCAUUCUUUGGCAACGCGUCUCCUGCUGAUGGAUAUGUGGCUGCAGAAAUACUGGCCAGUGAUGUUCCAGAUGACACAUUGGAGAUAUCCAUUGGAGACCGGCUGUACUAUGGGGAAUAUUAUAACGCACCUUUGAAGACAGUAAAUGAGUAUUGCAUUCUAUUACGGAUCACAAGUGAAUGGAACAAGGUGAGAAGAUACUCCUGUGCUGUCAUGGCUGAGGUAAAAGACGCAUCACUCACAGUCCAGCAGAUGGUGGGUGUUGGACUGGGCUCCGUGGCUUUUGUGACCAUCCUUGCGUUCCUCUCCUUCUCAGCAGUGUGAUGGCUGGUGGACUCAGCAUGGGAAGACCGAGUUGACGAUGCACAGAUGUUCUGCCGGCUUCUCAGGCCUGUCCGCCACGUGGCUCCCACCCUAAGCCCUUGUGUGGGGUCGAAACUUUCUCCAUCAGCAUGACCCCAUCCCUGAGUUCAAGAUGGCCAUCUCUGUGGAAUCUUAAAACUUGAGAGCUGUUUAUGUGUUUCUUGCUUUCUGGGUCAGUUGUGUAUCCAUGAACUUGAGACUCAUGUCCAGUGUAAUACCACAGGCCACAGACGCCAUGAGUCAGCUCCCGGGGUCGUUGGACGUGGAGCCUCUGUAUCUUCCUGUAAUUAGUUCUUCUGCUCUUAGUUCAGGAUCUGUUCUUCUCAGUGGGUAAUGAGUGGGCGUAAGUCUGGGCAGGGAUUUGGGAAGGAGGUCACUGGAUAAGGAACACUGAUAUGAAUAAAUGUUUUGGGCGUUUUA
Molecule: messenger RNA, 2486 nt
Organism: Rattus rattus (black rat)
Lineage: Eukaryota; Metazoa; Chordata; Mammalia; Rodentia; Muridae
Gene: Susd1
Product: sushi domain containing 1
Exons: 15
Coding region: 54-2027 (657 amino acids)
Molecular function (GO): calcium ion binding
Source: RefSeq, a predicted model, not a curated record